Messenger RNA from Paramisgurnus dabryanus, 5898 nucleotides. RefSeq names its product nectin cell adhesion molecule 1b (gene nectin1b). Gene Ontology annotation, biological process: heterophilic cell-cell adhesion; homophilic cell-cell adhesion; protein localization to cell junction. Gene Ontology annotation, cellular component: adherens junction. NCBI's taxonomy places the organism in Eukaryota, Metazoa, Chordata, Actinopteri, Cypriniformes, Cobitidae. The record is from RefSeq and is a predicted model, not a curated record.
UCAGCUUCACUAUAACAGUUCAGGUUGUGGCGGCAUUGCCUGAAGUCCUUCAAACGUUGGGAUUGUUGCCAUAUCUUUUUUGCGGAAAUUAAAAAGAAAAUUACUCGGUUUGGAAGACGAAAGGAUUUCAGGUCCGCUCCAACAUCCAGCUAAAAUAAUCAGAUAAUCCCCGGACUCCCACAUUGAGGGGGGCAGACCGGGACCGGCGGGACAUAUUCUGCUUACUUUUACUGCGCAAAACAAAGUAGCCUACUGAAGAGUCUUAUUAUACGUAUUUUUAUUGUGGAGCAGACGGAUCGCAUGCAUAAAGCGCUCAGACAUCCAGGGCAUUUUUCAAAGCCUGUCUUUCUGUGGACUUGUCAGUGAGGCAUCAAAGUGAAGGGGGCUAAACAAGGAUUCAACGUUUGGGAUGCGCGGGAUUCAUUGACCUGAAAACUGCUAUCCGAAUUUAUCCUAAUCGCAUCUAGUGCUUUCUCACGACUUUUCGGACUGUAGCAUCAGAUUGAGAGCGCAUCUGUUCACAAUUACACGAGCUCUGGCUGUAAUCUCGAUACCUGGUUGCCUACAAAACUCUUCUCUGCACAUACUCGCGUUUAUUACGGAUCAUCUGCAGACGUCGCGUUAAGUGCAGUUUUAUUCACAAUUCUCGUCGACUUUCUGUGCCGUUGUGAAGGGUUGGACUGAAGUGGAUAGUGUCGAAGUUGCAUGAAUUACAGAGUCGCCCCGUGAUCAGAUCGCGAUACCAGUUCGGAUAUUUGUCACAAGGCGUAAAGUGCGAUGGCGAUGUUGGCGACUUUUUGGAUACUCCUGCUGGUUGCUUGGAACGCUCCAGCGGGGAAUGGGCAGGCAGUGCAGACGGACCCCAGCAAAUCUGGAUUCGUGGGUGAUACGGUCGAGCUGCGCUGUCUCUUCAUCAACAGUAAACCACCAGUGAAGAUCUCUCAGGUCACCUGGCAAAAGCUGAUAAAUGGCACCAAGCAAAACGUGGCCACCGCUAACCCGGCUUUGGGAGUAUCAGUUCUGCCCCCUUUCAAAGACCGCGUGAGCUUCAAGCAUCCUGCGGUGCGCCAAAGAACCCCUUCUUCUCUAGAAGACACCACCAUUGUGUUCACCAGCCUGCGGCUCUCUGAUGAGGCGGCCUACAUAUGCGAGUACACCACCUUUCCAGCAGGAAACCGGGAGAAUAUGGUCAACCUGACUGUUUUUGCGCUACCAGUGACCAAGAUGAUGUUGACUUCACCCACCAUCGUCGCACGGACACCCAAGCAUAAGAUGGCCGUGGCCACCUGCACGUCGGCUAACGGCAAGCCUCCCAGCGUCAUCAAAUGGGAAACCAAUCUAAAGGGCGAGGCCUCAUUCCAGGAAACACGCAAUCCCAACGGCACAGUGACCGUACGCAGUAACUACAUCGUGGUGCCCAGCCGUGAGAGCCACAAACAGAAACUCACCUGCGUCGUCACCUACCGCGCAGAACGCUAUACAGAGAGCGUCAUACUCAACGUCCAGUAUGAACCAGAAGUGAAGAUUGAGGGUUUUGAUGGCAACUGGUACCUGAAUCGUCAAAAUGUGCAGCUAACCUGCAACGCAGACGCCAACCCGGCCGUCACCGUCUACCAGUGGAAAUUGCUCAAUGGAUCUCUUCCCAACAAUGUUGAAAUCAAGAACAACACCCUGUUCUUCAAAGGCCCAGUGACUUAUGAGCUUGGAGGAACGUACAUCUGCGACGCCACCAACAGCAUCGGUACACGCUCGGGGCUGGUAGAGGUCAACGUGACAGAAUUCCCUAUUCCCUACCCAACUCUCGUGAGCCGUACGACCCCACUGGAACAGCACGGUUCUGGAGCGGCCAUCGGCGGGGCGGUGGGUGGCGUGGCACUGCUGAUCGUCGCCAUCGCUCUUCUGGUCUUCUUCCUGAGGCGUCGUCAGCGCACCUUCAAGGGCGACUACAGCACCAAAAAGCACGUGUUUGGCAAUGGGUACAGCAAGGCGGGGGGAAUACCAACACAUCCACCAGUGCCUAAGAACCUACAGUACCCCGACGAUUCGGACGAUGAAAAGAAACCCGCCCAAAUUACCGGGCCUGGCAGUUUCGAAGGCGGCGAUCGGGAUUUCGAUGGCAAUUCCGAGGAUUUGAAGAGACCCUAUUUCACCGUAGACGAAGGCGAGAGUCGCGAUUACGACGAACGGACUCUAGCUUUCCAGUACGACCCCGAACCAGAGAUCACCGACGACAUGGUGUCCCAAACCGACGGCUCUGUUAUUUCAAAGAAAGAGUGGUACGUGUAAAGCGGCAUGCAAUGGAAUGGAAACAAAAAAGAGCAACAACCUUUUGCCCUAUCCUGCAUCCAAUACCACCCAACCACCUCCAUCACUACAACCCUCCAUGUGUUUAUCUCUACCUGCACCUCACCCCAGCCCCUCACCCGGUAACCUUAUCAGAGCCCAUCAAAAUAAACAGCUGUAGAAAAACAGCUCGCAGCAUCAACAUCAUUAAAUAUCCACAUGCUUUUGAAAAAAAAACUGCAAGAGGUAUUCUCACGGACUGAGACCAGUCAACAUCCACUAAGGCUGGACAGGCAGGUUGCUUGAAAAUAUUACAUUGUAUUAUCAUUUUUGCCUCAUUUUGUUGUCAUAAAUGUAUUAAAUGUGUAAAAAGAGACUGUAACUGUUUUGGGAAGGGGUAUUUUGCUGGUCAUAUUGUGAAAGUCAUACACUGGAUGUACGAUUUUUUUUUAUAUCAUAUUGAUUUUACUUUAAUGGACUUUUUGUUUGUCUGUUUUGUAUAAUCUUGCUUUUAUAUGGAGUGUUGGUUACCAAAAAAAGGGGGAACUUAAUAUUAGAUAUUCUUGCCGAUACAUGUAUGAGGUCAGAGGAUAAAUUAGCUCAAUAUUGUUUUAUGUAAGCAAUUCUGCCAUUUUGGUGAAACCAGUUCGCCACAGUAAUAAUUCAAAAGACCCAGAGUUAUGUUGUCCGAAUGUGGCAUUUCAACACAAUGGGAAAAAAGGACAUCUUUUCAAAACCAGUAUUUAUUUUAAGACCCAUCUACGAGGGUUCUGCAUCUCAAAGCGCCCAUAUGCAGCAUUAGUCAUAUAGCGCAUAGCUGGCAAAAAUGGAGCAUAGACAGAUAAUGCAACCCUCACGCGUCUCCAAUGCUGUAUACUGAUAAGAGUGUGGGGUUGAUGUGUUUGAGAAAAUCCCACAGCUCCUCAGUCUUAGCAUUCAUCACGUGUCGUCUUUCCAUACCCGGAUCCAGACAUAAAAGGCUAAUCCUGUAUAUUAUGGUGUUGUUUUAAAGACAGAACCUGUUUGUUAUUUAGAUUUGGUGAUGUGGAGUGGUGGAUUUUGACCUACAAAUGUUUCAAUGAUAAUGUUUAGUUUCACAGGAUGUUGUUUUUACAAGCACCAUUUAGGGCCUUUCUGCUGGACACUGGAGAACGUAGCAUUAAAGGCAAGGGUCAUGGGAAUUUGCAAAGUCUGGAGCCAAAGGUAAACUUGGCAGCGACCGGCUCCCAUUGGCCGAAAAAUACAGGCACGAGCAUGAAACCACCUGCUGGAUAUUCGAAAGCACAGUGCUGCUAGUCUGCAGUCAGGAAUGCUUUCCAAACGCUGUACCUGAUCCUCUAAAAGGAGCACAUUUGUUGGCUACAUAUUAAUCAACAUUUCAAUAAAUGAAACGGCAUCAAUGUUUUUCGCGAAAUGGCGCAAAAGACACGUAAAACUUUCAGCGCAAGUCGGAAUUCAUCUAUACACAUGGACAUCGGUCUGCACCAAACCGUACGGACAUCCAAGCCUUAUUUUAUUGCAUGUGUUUCGCUUUCGUUUGGUCGGUUUAGCCAGAGACUUGAUGUUUCUCAAGAGAUCCACCAGGGUAUUGGAGUUUUGUGUUUGUGAAAGGGUGGGCGGUAUUCACCGAAACGAUUUCAUUUCCAGAGACAAAUAAGCUCACCGACUGCAUCCAUAAUGCCCUCCAGACUCUAAAAAGAAUGCAUUAGUGGAAUUUAUCAUGAAAUAUUUAAUUCCCUUGUCUGCCUUAAACAGGGCUCUGGAUAAGAAAUAGAGAUCAGGAUGCUGAAUCGCUAUAAUCACACAUCAGACAAUCCAUGAGGACCCAAGGAAACGCUAGAUGAAAGCCACUUAUACGAGCCGGUCCAGACCGAAUCUGAAAUGCACUGAAGCAAAAAUACGCAGAUUUGAUGGAUUUCAACAUGUGGGUGUAUCACUGUACACUCCUUAAAUGAUCAUCAAAUUAGCAUAUUUGAAUACCUGAAUUGGCCGGUUGCAUAAAACUUUAAGGCUAGUCUUAAAAGUUAGUCAUGAAUUUUUUUCUUCAAGACUGAUCAUAACUGUUUUAAGUAUGUUACAUAGAAAGGUAGAUUGGUUUUAUUUAAAUACAAAUAAUAAAACUGAUUAGCCCUAACUAAUUGCUAGUUAGUCAGAAUCAUUCUUAAGACGCAGUCUUAAUGUCACGGCUAUGUUUAUGCAACCGGCCAGGUGUAGAACAUGUGUACUUCGAAUACAUGAAAGUCUCAAAAUAUAUAUAGUCUCAAUUCACUUUUAUCUACGUUGCAUAUUAAUUAAAAACUCAAUGCUAGACCACAUGCUCACACAUUUUCCCUAAAACAAUCCACAUGAUGAAAAACUGUACAUUUGUCGCUUAGUUUGAUGAUUAUAUUUUAGCUUAACUCAAGUGAAUGUGCAGCGUUAUUCAAAUUGCAGUGCCUAUGAUGUGAGAUGUAAGGUUUUACUUUUUUAUGUCCGAAACUUGUACAUAUUUGAUUUAUAUUUUUUUUUUUUUAUCGUGUCCUGUCUGCAGUGUUACUGUACAUCGUUUUAGACAGUAGCAUGACAAUAUCAUAAACAUAUCACGAGUCUGAAAUCUCAUCGCCUGGACUUCAAGUAUUACGGAAGAUGCAGGUUUGUUUUUAAACUUUUAUGAAUUCACGCAUUUCUUUGCUUCGAUAAAUUAAAAGCGGGCCAUCGCUGGUCCGUCGACAGCUUAAAAAAUAAAACAUUGCUGCAAGAUCAGUCGGACUGGCAUUACUUCAGCUAAAGCACAAGCUUUUUUCUAAUCGUUUUUUGUUAUUUUUUGCUUCUGUCUCAUGAACAGACUGUUUUGAUCCCUGUGCACCCAGGGGUUUGUUUAUUGAGGGUCCUUUUUAUUUUUGUCAAGCUAAGCACAAGUAACUUAUCCACCAAAAGGCUGUAAUGACAUGUAAGAAGACUCGAGCUAUUAUAAUUCAUUUUCAAAAACCAUAUCGGCCGUUUGUUUUGUCUGGUGGCGCAGUUGAUGUUAAGGCUUUUCCGCACAAGCGCAUGGGCGUACAUAAACGUUUUUCUUUUUUUUAAGAAAGAUAUAGCUGUAAAGUAUUGAUUUUUGUAUUCCUUUUUGAUAUUUUCGUCCGGUUGGAGUCUCGGUUUUCUCAUUCCACUGUGUCUUGUCUUUCUAACUGCCCACUUCAAAGCCUGACAUUCCACUGUAAAUAAUGUAAUGUAAGUUGGAGAUUAUAGCUGGGUUUACUGUACUGUAUGUAGAGGGAACAGAAGCAGCGUGGAGUCUGCAAAAUAAUUUAGACAGCUCAGUUUGGUUGGAGAUAUAUAGCUUAUUGCCAUAAAUCUACUUUAACAUUGACUUUGGUAGAUACGUUUUGAUAUGUCAAUGGCUUCUGUAUAGAGGCGUGGGGCCGAUGCGUUACGAUGACUUUGUACAUAACUGCAACAAAACAAACGAAAAAAGCAUAAAACAAACAAAAAGAAAGAUCUUGUCUUCAUGCAGCCGUGUGAAUGUAUGUCUGCUGAGGUCGGUAAUGAUAUGAAAAAUAUAUAUAUUGUUCACAUGUGUUGACCCAGUGAAGUAAACUGUAUUUGCUUUAAAACAUUAAAAUGAUUUCAAUGUUCAAA